AUGAUCGUGUCUGUGCAGCGCGAGGGUUCUGACGACAUCCUGGCUGGUGCCCCCAAACUGGUGAAGGCGAUAGUUGCGACGCAAGUCCUCCAAGCCUCGCAGAGAAGGCGCGACAGCAGGGAUGAGGUUCCAACGGAGGGCUGGACAUCCCAAGACAAGGCCGACGUAAGGGACUCCAAGAAGUUUUCCUUGAACCCUCUCACGAUGGCUCUGCCGGACAAGAGCGUCCUGUCGGGCGAGGCCUCGACCUUCCCGACGGGAGCAAGCGAACAAGCAGCCAGCAGGACGAGCAAUGCAGACAAGGUCCAGCUGAAGCCAACCAAGGAGGUCUUGUCGAGGAGGGGCUCGAAGAAGUCGCGGCUGAAGGGGAUCAAGAAGGACUCGUGGGGAGGAGGAGUGCGAAGGGCGCUAGCGGUCGGCAGGCGAGACGGCAGGCACAUCCCGGGGGUCAAAGAAGACUCGUGGCCUUUCGCUCCCGGCAGCUUCAACUACAAGCGUGAGCGGCAGCUGCCUGGAGUGAACGAGAACAGCUGGACACUCAUCCCGGACUUGUACGGGCCCGUCAAGGGACGAGAGGGCACGCGCUCGUUCGGGGGCUGCUGGCCUGAUGCUCACGGCAAGUUGCACUGCGACUCCGCCUCGGGGCUUCACCUUGGGCCCUCGAUGAGCAAGUUGCUGGGGUUUGAGGACAAAAGGCGAGCGGUGAAGGCAGCCGGUGACAUGAACUAUGGCGUGAACCUGCUGCAAGACAUGAAGGACCAAGACCUUGCCGCUGCCGCUGAGGCCUUCGGUUCCUCUCUAUCGUCAAAGCCCGCCGCUUCUGCUGAGAAGCUUCAGCGUGGUACAGCACAGGUGCGCAAGGCAAGGAUACAAAACCUGGAGCAAGUGGGCAAGCAGUGCUCGACAUUCUUGGACUGCUUCUCAACACUGGGAUACCUCGUCCCACAUCAUACUCAUCCUUCUAUUGCGCUGGAUUGGGAUGUUCCCGUGCGCCAUCCAAGUCAGAGCGUCUCCCGGAACUUCAUGAAGGAUCUCUCAUUCCGUGACUUCAACCCGUGUGGGAGCUCCACUACUUUUCCCUGUUCAAUGCACGACAGGCAAGUGAAGGUGGGAAACAACAACUUGUUGACAAGACAGUACGGCAUCGGACAAGCAGUGCGCGCUACCAAGUUGUCGCUCAUCCUGCCGCCCAAGUCGAUGAGCGCGAGCAACUUGAAGAACUUGGACCCCAUGGAGCGCGUCAACUGCGGAAGCGAGUUCUCCCAGUGCUACUCCCCGGACUCGUUUGCUGACGUGCAAGUGCCUGCCGAGCAAAGUCUUGAGGAUCGAGAAGAAGCCGAACUGCAGGAGAAUGAGACGCGUGAGGAGGAGGCAGCGGCGGGGGAGGAGGCAGCGGCGGGGGAGGAGGCUCCAUCAGAUCAAGUGGCGGACAAGUCAGAGGCCUCGACCCCCAGCUACGUCUCCUUGAAUAGACCCGUCGAGCACCGUGAGGGAGGGCCCGGCCGGUUGCCAGGGGUGAACGUGGACAGCGGGUGGAUGCCGUACAAGCAUGAGGAUGUGUGGGGCUACGACACGCGAGGUAGGAGGAGCUUGGAGCCUGGGCUGGUGUCUGCUGGGCAGGAGCUGCCCAGGGAGGGAUGGACGAGCAUGGAUCGGCUGGAACACUCGGACCUGUCGCGUGCUGUUGGCUCGCUCAAGUCCCUGCUCCCUCCCUCUUCUGAGCAGGUCAAGGGGAAAAAGACCUCUACUGAAGCUUCUAGCCGCGCCAAACCUGACAAGCCAUUGGCGGAUGAGGAGGUAGAGAAGGAGCUGGAGGAAGCUCAGCAGUGGCAGGAUGAAGCGGCUCGGGAGGAGGAGAUGCUGAACGGACGGUUGAGAGCGGUGGAGGUCAAGUGACAACAAGAGGAGAGCAGACAUGCGUCAAGCCCUGAAGAAGUAGGCAUAUCAAGGAGAGAUGGAACCCCGGCAAAGAGGCUUGAGAGCGUUAGGCUUGAUAUGUUACGAUAGAAAAAAGAACUGAAACCG
Messenger RNA from Guillardia theta CCMP2712, 2025 nucleotides. RefSeq lists its product as hypothetical. Bases 1 to 1896 code for a protein of 631 amino acids. The transcript is spliced from 6 exons. Lineage: Eukaryota; Cryptophyceae; Pyrenomonadales; Geminigeraceae. The record is from RefSeq and is a predicted model, not a curated record.